AUGCUGGAGAAGGAGCAAGGCCCCUGGGCCUGCACUGGGACUGCCUGGCCUUCCUUCAUCCUCUGCGGCCUGCCCCCUGCCAUGUUCCCAUUAGCUCUAAAGGGCCCCAUUGGCCAUGCCAGCAUUGAAGGUGCCUUGGACAGGGCGGGGAGGAGGGGGACAAAAGCCAUCCACACAGGUGCCAAGCUGCCUGAGCAGGUGCCAGCCCAGAGAGUCCAGAGGCAUCCGUGGGCACUGCUCUUAGGAUCCUCCAGCUCUGGACCAAGCACCUCCCUCAGGCUGCUGGGUGCCAUGCCCCCCCACUGGCAAUGCGAUCCUAACUUCAUCAUCCCAGCCCUUGCGAUUUGCCAGUGGCACCUGAGUUACUUGGCAAUAUUCUGGAUCUUGCUGCCCACCUUUUUCUACAUGGUCUUCACUCCUUUCUGGCCUCUGCCUGUACUCUACAUUGCCUGGUUUGUCCUGGACUGGAAGAAGCCUGAGCAAGGUGGCAGGCGUUCGACCUGGGUACGAAAUUGGCAUGUCUGGACCAAGAUCCAAGACUACUUCCCCAUUACGCUCCUGAAGACCAAGGACCUGGACCCGGGGCACAACUACAUCAUGGGCGUCCAUCCCCACGGCAUCCUGACCUUCGGUGCCUUCUGCAAUUUCUGCACUGAAGCCACAGGCUUCUCCACCACCUUCCCCGGCAUCACACCCCAUUUGGCCACUCUCUCCUGGUUCUUCAAGAUCCCCAUCAUCAGGGACUACCUCAUGGCUAAAGGUGUGUGCCCAGUGAGUCAGCCAUCCCUCGACUACCUGCUGUCCCAGAGAGGCUCUGGGAACCUGGUGGGCAUUGUCAUCGGUGGUGUCGGGGAGGCUCUGCAGAGUGUGCCUAACAGCACCUCCCUCAUCAUCAAGAAACGCAAGGGUUUUGUACGCACAGCCCUCCAGCAUGGGGCUCACUUGGUCCCCACCUUCACCUUUGGGGAGACCGAGGUCUACCACCAGGUGCUAUUCCCUGAGGGCAGCCGCAUGUACCGAUUUCAGCACUGGUUUCACAGUUUCUGGGGUUUUUACUUUUGUGUCUUCUAUGGGCGCGGCUUCUUCCAGGACUUCUGGGGACUCCUGCCACUCCCCAAGCCCAUCAUCACCGUGGUUGGGGAGCCUGUAACAGUCCCCAAGAUGGAGAAUCCAAACCAAGAGACAGUGGACAAGUACCACACCUUGUACAUGGAAGCCCUGCGGAACUUGUUUGAUGAGUACAAGGCCCAGUACGGGGCCUCGAGGACCCAGGAGUUGUUGUUCCUUUGA
Messenger RNA from Phascolarctos cinereus (koala), 1290 nucleotides. RefSeq names its product acyl-CoA wax alcohol acyltransferase 1 (gene AWAT1). Gene Ontology annotation, cellular component: endoplasmic reticulum membrane. Gene Ontology annotation, biological process: lipid metabolic process. Lineage: Eukaryota; Metazoa; Chordata; Mammalia; Diprotodontia; Phascolarctidae. The record is from RefSeq and is a predicted model, not a curated record. Gene Ontology annotation, molecular function: long-chain-alcohol O-fatty-acyltransferase activity.